Pyricularia grisea is the source of this 1539-nucleotide messenger RNA. RefSeq lists its product as uncharacterized. The record is from RefSeq and is a predicted model, not a curated record. The transcript has a single exon. The coding region runs from base 1 to 1539 and encodes 512 amino acids. Lineage: Eukaryota; Fungi; Ascomycota; Sordariomycetes; Magnaporthales; Pyriculariaceae.
AUGCCGCCGCCUAAACUCCCGACAGUCAAGCUCGACACCACCCUUGCUGACCUCUACCGCCGUGCUUCCCCUUCCCUCUCCAACAAACGCGUCGUUCAGGUCUUGUGUGGCACAAACUCUGGUAUCGCCCUGACUUCGAAAUUCCCCCGCAACAGAAAGUAUCUGUACCAGGACAGUCCCUUCAACGCCGCCGACGAUGAGCGCGACACCUCCCCAGCCGCCCGCCGCACCCUGGCCGUCAAGUAUCUGUCCUUGAUCCCUCAGCGUGACGCGUUCAUCGCCGGCAGUGGCCCUGUGAUCAUGUUCAACUUAGACGAGACCGAGUCUCAAAAGAAGCAAGACAGAACCGAGACGGAGAGGACGAUAGCCGUGCUGGACGAGGCGCAAAGGCCUGAGCUCAUAUUUUGUCCUGGACCCGGCGAGAUACCUGUUCAAGAGCUUGGGAUUGACUUGUUUGCUUGCAAGCUAAUGCUAGAUGGACUGGAGGGCCUCCCUCUGGUGGUACCUGCCGACGUGCACUGGUUUCUCAACUCCAAGGGGGCGCUCGCGCAGUCAGGAUUGCCCACCCCCGUGUGUGAGGCGGUCGAGCUGGAGGGACACGGUGGAGAGGCGGGUUUGUGCUGUCGAGAGUGUCAACAGGCCACAGCCGGGUUCGAAGUGCCGGCGUUGUGCGUGGGGGAGAGGGCCAAGUGGGUUGAGGAGCAGAGUAGGAGAGUUUACGAUGCCGUUCGGGAUAGGAAGCUUCCGUUUGUGCUCAAGAACCAGCAGACGUUUGGAGGCGCUGGCACAUGGAUGAUCAACACGGAGGAAGAGCGGGAGAAACUUCUCGACGAGUUCAAGGGGGGAGUCUUGCGGAGGCUACUGUCGUCAGUCACGAGCUCGAACCAUCACCUCAAGCCUGGGACCAUCUUACUGUCUGACAUGGUGGCCGAGCCUGUGGGUGAUUACGGGGUUACGUUUUUUGUUACCGAGGACGAAGAGACGAACCCUAUUUUCCUAGCGACGUCUGAACAGGUGGUCGACGGCACGGCAUGGAUUGGAAGUACCAUCAGGUACGACCGGCAGGACGAGCUAAAGGCCAAGUUUUCGCCGCUGGUCCGGGUAAUCGCCCGUUGGCUGAGGCAGCACGGAUACGUGGGACCGGCAGGGGCAGACGUGUUGGAGACUGCGCCUCAUUCACACAAGUGCGACGAAUCUGACAAGGGGACCGACUUUUCCCACUUUCACAUUGUUGACCUCAACGUGCGCACGUCGGGAUCUUUAUGUUUGCCUUUGCUGAGAAGCCAUUUCGAACAGAGGGGAAUGAAUAGUGCUUCUUCCUUUUCGAUCAGCACCAAGAAGACGAGAGAUGAGUUUAUGGAUCUGUUUAGGGAGGAUUUGGAGGCUGGCAACAUGUUGAUAGUCAGUUGGUUUGAGGAUCGGGACGCCAACGGCAAGGUUUCCAGCGUUGGUGAUGUUGCAGUUGGAGCCAAGGACGGGCGAGAAUUGAACGAGGCGAUUCAAAAGGUUAGGGAUGCGACGGAUGAGGUAACAUUUUAA